This is a messenger RNA of Eleginops maclovinus (Patagonian blennie), 20773 nucleotides long. RefSeq names its product AHNAK nucleoprotein (gene ahnak). Gene Ontology annotation, cellular component: cytoplasm; costamere; nucleus. Gene Ontology annotation, molecular function: protein binding. The record is from RefSeq and is a predicted model, not a curated record. Gene Ontology annotation, biological process: regulation of RNA splicing. Lineage: Eukaryota; Metazoa; Chordata; Actinopteri; Perciformes; Eleginopidae.
CAGAAGAGAAGCCACACACAAAAAAAAGUUCAAAUCAACUCAGAGCAGAGGAGAGAGGAGAGACGGGAGAGAAAACGCCCUGGAAACUUGGUUGAUCGAGAAAUAGGAAAAGACUGAAUCCUUACAGACUGCAGAGCUGUGACUGGAAGAAGUGCUUUUCUUGUGAGAAGGGAACAGGACAAGUUUUCAAGGAUGCUCAAGUUGGUGUGAGGCUUCUUGGGCGCAAAGACUGCGCACAGAAGCCAAGAGAACAAGAACCACAGCAUCUGACUGUAGGCCUUGGCCUUGCUUGAGCAAUCCAAGAUGGCUGAAGAGGAGGAAACCAGAGAGGUGCUCUUUCCAGAUUGGGAGGGUCCAGACAAAACUGGCUUCACAAUUCAACAGACAAGUGUCGGAGAGAUCUUUGUCGGGGAGGUUAAAGGAGAGUCACCUGCAGCACGUUCUGGAAAAGUAUAUGAAGGUGACCAGAUUGUCGGUGCCACAAUCUACUUUGAUAACAUGAGCUCAGAAGAAACAGCUGAACUACUAAAGACAUUGAACCGUCACAAAGUUGGACUGAAGCUGCAAAACAAAGGAGACAAAUCCCCUUACUGCUCGCCCUUGAGCACACCAUGUCGUUCACCAAUCGGCACCCUGACAUGGGAAGGAAAGACCCGGUUUGGAGGUUCCAGUCCAGACAUCAUCCUUGGUGGGGAGGAUGAAGACUACAAAAGAAUAUACACAAAAAAGAUUAAACCCAGGUUGAAGUCUGAAGACCUUGCAGAAGGUGUAGAUGUUCGCACAGAGCGGCAUAGCAGCACAAGCAGCGAUGGAAGCACAAUAACUACCAUCACCCGCCGCAUCACUACCUACACUGUGGAUAUGCCGGGUGGCAUAAGUGAGCAACUUGAACAUUCAAGCCCAGAGUUCAAGGGGCCAAGGCAAGAAUCUGGUGAUGGCUCUUCUCGUAUCAGAAUCUCACAUGGAAGCCCUGAAGGUAAUGUGGGAGCAGAAGGGAACGUUUUUGACUCAAGCAAUGUCUCUUACACUGGGCCACAAGUUGGCUCUAUAGAGACACGCUGGGGUACUGGGGGAGUUCAGACCAAAACAACUUCAGGAGAGGUAGAAGGUUUCAGAUUUAAAGGGCCUAACUUUGGAGCAUCAGGGAGCCAGGGAGGCUAUGAGAUUUCAAGUAGGAGUGGAGAGCAAGCUGAUGGAAGCAUUGAGGUGUUAGGAACAAGCAUGACAGUAAGAGACAGCGCACACACCAGUAAGCAUGUGACAAUAGGAGGGUUUGGAGGUGGAGAUGUAACCUCAACUGAUGAGAAUGGAGGGUCAACUAGUCUGUCUUCACCAGGAAAAAGCAUGAAGGUUUUGACAUCAUCCAUGGCUAAAACACAGGAGGGAAGUGUUGACUCGAGUUUAGGUGAGAGGAAAAAGUUAAAGGUAUCUGAAAUCAGUUACUCACAGGCAAAGGCAUCAGGCAGCAUUGACAAUUCGAAUGUCAGACCUGAAGGAGGUUCCAUAUCGAUUGAUAAUGAAUUGAGUGAUGGCAGGAUAGGAGGAUCAGUAAUAAAAAAAGACAAUGUUUCCUCUGGAUUUUCAUCAGGGCCAGGAAAGAUUUCAAUGGGAGGGGUGGAUGUCGACCUUAGAGGUUCAAAGUUGAAAGGUGAGCUUGAUGUUGAAAUGCCAAGCACAAAGGUUAAAAUUCCAUCCAUGUCUGGAUCAGAUAAAGAUGUAAACCUAAGGGGUUCUAAUGUAGAGGGGAAUAUUAAUGUUAAAGUGCCAAAGACUGAGGGAGAAAUAAGGGCAGACAACAUAAACAUUAACAUUAGACCUCAAGGUGGAUUUAACCAGUCAAAAUGUACAAUGCCAUCCAUUGGCAGGAAAAGCCAGGAACUGGAAAGCCCCAAAAUCAAAGGGGAUGUGGCCGUGUCAGUGACAAAGAAAACAGGAAACAUACAAACUGGAGUUGACAUUAAAGGUCCACAGGUUGAUAUUGAAGGACCAAAGGGUGGAUUUGAAAUGCCAAAAACCAAAAUGACAUCAUUUGGCCUCAAAGGUCCAAAAGUGGAGGGUCCAGACCUUGAUGUUAACAUUCCUAAAGCUAACAUUGAUUUGAAAGCACCUGAAGUUGACAUUAAAGGUCCACAUCUUGAUACUGAAGGAGUAGGUGUGGACAUUGAUGGCCACAAAGGAGGAUUUAAAAUGCCAAAUAUUACAAUGCCAUCAUUUGGCUUGAAAGGUCCAAAAGUGGGGGAUCCAGCCAUUAAUAUUAACCUUCCCAAAGCUGAUAUUGAUGUGAAAGCACCUGCAAUUGACUUCAAAGGGCCAGAUGUCAAUGUUGAAGGUCCUGAUGCAAAAAUGAAAGGAACCACAUUCAACCAGUCCAGCAUUUCUGGAGCAAAACUGUCCAAGCCAGAUGUAGAUUUACACCUGAAAGCUCCCAAAGUCAAAGGGGAUGUGGACGUGUCAGUGCCAAAGAUAUCAGGAGACAUAAAAACACCUCAAGUUAACAUCAAAGUUCCAGAGGUUAAAGUUAACCUUCCUAAAGGUAACAUUGAUUUGAAAGCAUCUGGAGUUGACAUCAAAGGUCCAAAAGUUGAUAUCGGAGGGCCUAAGGGUGGAUUCGAAAUGCCAAAAACCAAAAUGACAUCAUUUGGCCUGAAAGGUCCAAAAGUGGAGGGUCGAGACGUUGAUGUUAAUAUUCCUAAAGCCAACAUUGAUCUGAAAGCACCAGAAGUUGACAUUAAAGGUCCACAUCUUGAUACUGAAGGAAUACAUGUUGACUUUGAUGGCCACAAAGGAGGGUUUAAAAUGCCGAAAAUCAAAAUACCAUCAUUUGGCUUGAAAGGUUCAAAAGUGGAGGGCCCAGACUGUAACAUUAACCUCCCCAAAGCUGAUAUUGAUGUCAAAGCACCUGAAGUUGACCUCCAAGGUCCAGAAGUUGAGGUUGAAGGUCCUGAUGCAAAAAUAAAAGGAACCAAAUUCAACCUGCCCAGCAUUUCUGGAGCAAAACUGUCGUCAUCUUCAAAGGUUGAAGGAGCCAGUUUUGAUAUUAACCUGCAAGGCCCAAAAAUCAAAGGAGAUGUGGACAUGUCAAUGCCAAAGAUAUCAGGAGACAUAAAAACACCUGAAGUUAACAUCAAAGUUCCAGAGGUUAAUAUUGAAGGGCAAAAACCUGGAUUUGACGUACCAAAACUCAAAAAGCCAUCAUUUGGGUUCAAAGGUCCAAAUGUGGAGGGUCCAGACAUUGAUGCCAACUUUCCAAAAGCUAACAUUGAUUUGAAAGCACCUGGAGUUGACAUUAAAGGUCCACAGGUUGAUAUUGAAGGAAUAGAUGUUGACAUUGAUGGCCACAAAGGAGGAUUUAAAAUGCCGAAAAUCAAAAUGCCAUCAUUUGUCUCGAAAGGCCCAAAAGUGGAGGGUGCAGAUGUAAAUAUUAACCUUUCCAAAGCUGAUAUUGACCUUAAAGGACCUGAAGUUGACCUCAAAGGGCCAGAUGUCAAUGUUGAAGGUCCUGAUGCAAAAAUAAAAGGAACAAGAUUCAACCUGCCAAGCAUUUCUGGAACAAAACUGUCCAAGCCAGAUGUGGAUUUACACCUGAAAGGUCCGAAAGUCAAAGCUGAUGUGGAUUUGUCAUCUUCAAAGGUCCAAAGUGACAUUUCAAUAACGGAAGUCAAAGUCAAAGGUCCAAAGGUUGAUAUUGAAGGACCAGAUGUGGACAUUGAUGCCGUUAAAGGAGGAAUUAAAAUGCCUAAAUUCAAAAUACCGUCCUUUGGUGUAAAAGCUCCAAAUGUUGAAGGACCAGAAGUGGAUGUCAGCCUCCGAAAAGCUGAUAUUGAUGUGAAAGCACCUGAUUUGGAUAUCAGAGGACCAGAUUUUGAAAAUGAAAGUGCAAGUGGCAAAAUCAAAGGACCAACAUUCAAAUUGCCAAACAUUUCAGGGCCAAAUCUCUCCAUGCCAGAUGUAGAUUUUAAUCGGAAAGGUCCCAAAGUCAAAGGAGACAUAAAAACACCUGAAGUUGAAAUCAAAGCUCCAGCAGUUGAUGUUGAAGGGCAAAAGAGUGGCUUUAAAAUGCCUAACAUCAAAAUGCCAUCAUUAAACAUCAAAGGCCCCAAACUUGAAGGUCCAGAAGUUGACAUGAACCUUCCUAAAGGGAACAUUGAUGUCAAAGCACCUGAAUCUGGAAUCAAAGGGCCAAACAUAAAGGGAGAUUUGGAUGUGUCAUGUCCAAAGAUUGAGGGUAGCAUAACAACUCCCAAGUUGGAUAUAGAAGGACCAGAUGUUGAUAUGGAUGGCGUUAAAGGAGGAUUUAAAAUGCCUAAAUUUAAAAUGCCAGGCUUUGGGUUGAAAGGUCCAAAUGUUGAAGGACCAGAAGUGGAUGUCAGCCUCCCAAAAGCUGAUAUUAAGGUCAAUGCCCCUCACUUGGACAUUAAAGGACCAGAUUUUGACAUUGAAGGUCCAGAUGGUAAAAUCAAAGGACCAACAUUCAAAAUGCCAAGCCUCUCAGGGCCGAACAUCUCCAUGUCAGAUGUAGAUUUUAAACUGAAAGGUCCCAAAGUCAAAGGAGACAUAACAACACCUGAAGUUGACAUCAAAGCUCCAGCGGUUGAUGUUGAAGGGCAAAAGAGUGGCUUUAAAAUGCCUAACAUCAAAAUGCCAUCACUAAAUAUCAAAGGCCCCAAAUUUGAAGGUACAGAUGUUGACAUGAACCUUCCUGCAGGGAACAUUGAUGUUAAAGCACCUGAAGUUGGAAUCAAAGGGCCAAACAUAAAGGGUGAUUUGGAUGUGUCAUGUCCAAAGAUUGAGGGUAGCAUAAAAACUCCCAAGAUGGAUAUAGAAGGACCAGAUGUUGACAUGGAUGGAGUCAAAGGAGGAUUUAAAAUGCCUAAAUUUAAAAUGCCAGGCUUUGGGUUGAAAGGUCCAAAUGUUGAAGGACCAGAAGUGGAUGUCAGCCUCCCAAAAGCUGAUAUCGAUGUCAAUGCCCCUCACUUGGACAUUACAGGACCAGAUUUGGACAUUGAAGGUCCCGGUGGUAAAAUCAAAGGACCAACAUUCAAAAUGCCAAGCCUCUCAGGGCCGAACAUCUCCAUGCCAGAUGUAGAUUUUAAACUGAAAGGUCCCAAAGUCAAGGGAGACAUAAAAACACCUGAAGUUGACAUCAAAGCUCCAGCGGUUGAUGUUGAAGGGCAAAAGAGUGGCUUUAAAAUUCCUAACAUCAAAAUGCCAUCAUUAAAUAUCAAAGGCCCCAAAUUUGAAGGUACAGAUGUUGACAUGAACCUUCCUGCAGGGAACAUUGAUGUUAAAGCACCUGAAGUUGGAAUCAAAGGGCCAAACAUAAAGGGAGAUUUGGAUGUGUCAUGUCCAAAGAUUGAGGGCAGCAUAAAAACUCCCAAGAUGGAUAUAGAAGGACCAGAUGUUGACUUGGAUGGCGUUAAAGGAGGAUUUAAAAUGCCUAAAUUUAAAAUGCCAGGCUUUGGGUUGAAAGGUCCAAAUGUUGAAGGACCAGAAGUGGAUGUCAGCCUCCCAAAAGCUGAUAUUGAUGUCAAUGCCCCUCACUUGGACAUUACAGGACCAGAUUUGGACAUUGAAGGUCCAGGUGGUAAAAUCAAAGGACCAACAUUCAAAAUGCCAAGCCUCUCAGGGCCGAACAUCUCCAUGCCAGAUGUAGAUUUUAAACUGAAAGGUCCCAAAGUCAAGGGAGACAUAAAAACACCUGAAGUUGACAUCAAAGCUCCAAAUAUAAAAGGCGAUGUGGAUUUGUCAGUUCCAAAGAUUAAAGGGAACAUCAAAGCUCCCAAGAUGGAUAUAGAGGGACCAGAUGUUGAUUUUGAUGGCGUUAAAGGAGGAAUUAAAAUGCCUAAAUUUAAAAUGCCAGGCUUUGGGUUCAAAGGUCCAAAUGUUGAAGGACCAGAAGUGGAUGUCAGCCUCCCAAAAGCUGAUAUUGAUGUCAAUGCACCUCACUUGGACAUUACAGGACCAGAUUUGGACGUUGAAGGUCCAGGUGGCAAAAUCAAAGGACCAACAUUCAAAUUGCCAAGCCUCUCAGGGCCGAACAUCUCCAUGCCAGAUGUAGAUUUUAAACUGAAAGGUCCCAAAGUCAAGGGAGACAUAAAAACACCUGAAGUUGACAUCAAAGCUCCAGCGGUUGAUGUUGAAGGGCAAAAGAGUGGCUUUAAAAUGCCUAACAUCAAAAUGCCAUCACUAAAUAUCAAAGGCCCCAAAUUUGAAGGUACAGAUGUUGACAUGAACCUUCCUGCAGGGAACAUUGAUUUUAAAGCACCUGAAGUUGGAAUCAAAGGGCCAAACAUAAAGGGAGAUUUGGAUGUGUCAUGUCCAAAGAUUGAGGGUAGCAUAAAAACUCCCAAGAUGGAUAUAGAAGGACCAGAUGUUGACAUGGAUGGCGUCAAAGGAGGAUUUAAAAUGCCUAAAUUUAAAAUGCCAGGCUUUGGGUUGAAAGGUCCAAAUGUUGAAGGACCAGAAGUGGAUGUCAGCCUCCCAAAAGCUGAUAUCGAUGUCAAUGCCCCUCACUUGGACAUUACAGGACCAGAUUUGGACAUUGAAGGUCCAGGUGGUAAAAUCAAAGGACCAACAUUCAAAAUGCCAAGCCUCUCAGGGCCAAACAUUUCCAUGCCAGAUGUAGAUUUUAAACUGAAAGGUCCCAAAGUCAAGGGAGACAUAAAAACACCUGAAGUUGGAAUCAAAGGGCCAAACAUAAAGGGAGAUUUGGAUGUGUCAUGUCCAAAGAUUGAGGGUAGCAUAAAAACUCCCAAGAUGGAUAUAGAAGGACCAGAUGUUGACAUGGAUGGCGUCAAAGGAGGAUUUAAAAUGCCUAAAUUUAAAAUGCCAGGCUUUGGGUUGAAAGGUCCAAAUGUUGAAGGACCAGAAGUGGAUGUCAGCCUCCCAAAAGCUGAUAUCGAUGUCAAUGCCCCUCACUUGGACAUUACAGGACCAGAUUUGGACAUUGAAGGUCCAGGUGGUAAAAUCAAAGGACCAACAUUCAAAAUGCCAAGCCUCUCAGGGCCAAACAUUUCCAUGCCAGAUGUAGAUUUUAAACUGAAAGGUCCCAAAGUCAAGGGAGACAUAAAAACACCUGAAGUUGACAUCAAAGCUCCAAACAUAAAAGGUGAUGUGGAUUUGUCAGUUCCAAAGAUUAAAGGGAACAUAAAAGCUCCCAAGAUGGAUAUAGAAGGACCAGAUGUUGAUUUUGAUGGCGUUAAAGGAGGAAUUAAAAUGCCUAAAUUUAAAAUGCCAGGCUUUGGGUUCAAAGGUCCAAAUGUUGAAGGACCAGAAGUGGAUGUCAGCCUCCCAAAAGCUGAUAUUGAUGUCAAUGCCCCUCACUUGGACAUUACAGGACCAGAUUUGGACAUUGAAGGUCCAGGUGGUAAAAUCAAAGGACCAACAUUCAAAAUGCCAAGCCUCUCAGGGCCGAACAUCUCCAUGCCAGAUGUAGAUUUUAAACUGAAAGGUCCCAAACUCAAGGGAGACAUCAAAACACCUGAAGUUGAUAUCAAAGCUCCAAACAUAAAGGGCGAUUUGGAUUUGUCAGUUCCAAAGAUUAAAGGGAACAUAAAAGCUCCCAAGAUGGAUAUCGAAGGACCAGAUGUUGACUUUGAUGGCGUUAAAGGAGGAAUUAAAAUGCCUAAAUUUAAAAUGCCAGGCUUUGGGUUGAAAGGUCCAAAUGUUGAAGGACCAGAAGUGGAUGUCCGCCUCCCAAAAGCUGAUAUUGAUGUUAAUGCCCCCGACUUGGAUAUUAAAGGACCAGAUUUUGACAUUGAAGGUCCAGGUGGUAAAAUGAAAGGUCACACAUUCAAAAUGCCAAGCCUUUCAGGGCCGAACAUCUCAAUGCCAGACGUUGAUUUUAACCUGAGAGGCCCCAAAGUCAAAGGCAAUGUGGACAUGUCAAUGCCAAAGAUAAAAGGAGACAUCAAAACACCUAAAGUUGACAUCAAAGUGCCAGAGGUAAAUAUUGAAGGGCAAAAGAGUGGCUUUAAAAUGCCAUCAUUGAACAUCAAAGCUCCCAAAUGUGAAGGUCCACAAGUUGACGUGAAACUUCCUGCAGCGAACAUUGAUGUUAAAACACCUGAUGUUGACAUUGAAGGACCAAGCAUAAAGGGAGAUUUGGAUGUAUCAGUGCCAAAGAUCGAGGGUAAAAUAAAAACACCCAAGUUGGACAUUGAAGGACCAGAUGUUGACUUUGAUGGCAUCAAAGGAGGUAUUAAAAUGCCUAAAUUUAAAUUGCCAGCCUUUGGGUUGAAAGGUCCAAAUGUUGAAGGACCAGAAGUGGAUGUCAGCCUCCCAAAAGCUGAUUUUGAUGUAAAUGCCCCUGACUUGGCUAUAACAGGACCAGAUUUGGACGUUAGAAGUCCAGGAGGUAAAUUUAAAGGACCAACAUUCAAAAUGCCAAACAUUUCAGGACCGAGCAUCUCCAUGCCAGAUGUAGAUUUUAACCUGAAAGGCCCCAAACUCAAAGGCGAUGUGGACAUGUCAAUGCCAAAGAUAAAAGGGGACAUAAAAACACCUGAAGUUGACAUCAAAUGUCCAGGUGUUGAACUUGAGGGACCGGAUGCUACAAUUGACGUGCCAGAGAUUGGCGCAAAGAAAAGUAAAUUUAAAAUGCCAAAGUUUGGAUUUAAGGGCUCAAAGAUAAAGACCCCGGAAACCAACGUUGAAAUGGUAAAAGGGGAUAUCAGCAUUAAAGGGAAAUCUGGUAGCUAUGAAGGUUUUGAUCCUAACCUUGGAUUGACUAGUCCGAAAACCAAAGGAUCCAAAUUCAAGAUGCCAAAAUUUGGUUUCAAAGGCCCAAAAAGUGAAAUGCCUGAGGUUGAUAUUAAUCUUCCCAAAUCUGGCAUUGAUAUAACAACUCCAGAUGUUGAAACUGAAGGACUGGAUAUUAAAAUGAAGAGACCCAAACUGAAAAUGCCAACGAUCGCAGGGACAAACAUGGAUAUGCCUAAUGUUGAUUUGGAUCUGAAAGGUCCCAAAAUCAAAGGCAAUUUGGACCUAUCAGUACCAAAGAUGAAAGGAGACAUAAAAACACCUGAGUUUGACGUUACAGGGCCAGUGGUUGAUGUUGAAGGGCCAAAAGGUGGCUUUGAAAUGCCGAAAAUCAAAAUGCCAUCAUUUGGCUUGAAAGGUCCAAAAGUGGAGGGACCAGACAUUAAUAUUAACCUUCCCAAAGCGAACAUUGAUGUGAAAGCACCUGAUUUGGAUAUCAGAGGACCAGAUUUUGAAAUUGAAAGUGCAAGUGGCAAAAUCAAAGGACCAACAUUCAAAUUGCCAAGCCUCUCAGGGCCAAAUCUCUCCAUGCCAGAUGUAGAUUUUAACCGGAAAGGUCCCAAAGUCAAAGGAGACAUAAAAACACCUGAAGUUGACAUCAAAGCUCCAGCGGUUGAUGUUGAAGGGCAAAAGAUUGGCUUUAAAAUGCCUAACAUCAAAAUGCCAUCAUUGAACGUCAAAAGCCCUAAAUUUGAAGGUCCACAAUUUGACAUCAACCUUCCUGCAGGGAACAUUGAUGUUAAAGCACCUGAAGUUGGAAUCAAAGGGCCAAACAUAAAGGGAGAUUUGGAUGUGUCAUGUCCAAAGAUUGAGGGCAGCAUAAAAACUCCCAAGAUGGAUAUAGAAGGUCCAGAUGUUGACAUGGAUGGCGUUAAAGGAGGAUUUAAAAUGCCUAAAUUUAAAAUGCCAGGCUUUGGGUUGAAAGGUCCAAAUGUUGAAGGACCAGAAGUGGAUGUCCGCCUCCCAAAAGCUGAUAUCGAUGUCAAUGCCCCUCACUUGGACAUUACAGGACCAGAUUUGGACAUUGAAGGUUCAGGUGGUAAAAUCAAAGGACCAACAUUCAAAAUGCCAAGCCUCUCAGGGCCAAACCUCUCCAUGCCAGAUGUAGAUUUCAAACUGAAAGGUCCCAAAGUCAAAGGAGACAUAAAAACACCUGAAGUUGACAUCAAAGCUCCAGCGGUUGAUAUUGAAGGACCAGAUCUUGAUUUAGAUGGAGCCAAAGGAGGAUUUAAAAUGCCUAAAUUUAAAAUGCCAGGCUUUGGGUUGAAAGGUCCAAAUGUUGAAGGACCAGAAGUGGAUGUCAGCCUCCCAAAAGCUGAUAUUGAUGUCAAUGCCCCUCACUUGGACAUUACAGGACCAGAUUUGGACAUUGAAGGUCCAGGUGGUAAAAUCAAAGGACCAACAUUCAAAAUGCCAAGCCUCUCAGGGCCAAACAUCUCCAUGCCAGAUGUAGAUUUUAAACUGAAAGGUCCCAAAGUCAAGGGAGACAUAAAAACACCUGAAGUUGACAUCAAAGCUCCAGCGGUUGACAUUGAAGGACCAGAUCUUGAUUUAGAUGGAGCCAAAGGAGGAUUUAAAAUGCCUAAAUUUAAAAUGCCAGGCUUUGGGUUCAAAGGUCCAAAUGUUGAAGGACCAGAAGUGGAUGUCAGCCUCCCAAAAGCUGAUAUUGAUGUCAAUGCCCCUCACUUGGACAUUACAGGACCAGAUUUGGACAUUGAAGGUUCAGGUGGUAAAAUCAAAGGACCAACAUUCAAAAUGCCAAGCCUCUCAGGGCCAAACAUCUCCAUGCCAGACGUAGAUUUUAAACUGAAAGGUCCCAAAGUCAAAGGAGACAUAAAAACACCUGAAGUUGACAUCAAAGCUCCAGCGGUUGAUAUUGAAGGUCCAGAUCUUGACUUAGAUGGAGCCAAAGGAGGAUUUAAAAUGCCUAAAUUUAAAAUGCCAGGCUUUGGGUUGAAAGGUCCAAAUGUUGAAGGACCAGAAGUGGAUGUGAGCCUCCCAAAAGCUGAUAUUGACGUCAACGCCCCUCACUUGGACAUUACAGGACCAGAUUUGGACAUUGAAGGUUCAGGUGGUAAAUUCAAAGGACCAACAUUCAAAAUGCCAAGCCUCUCAGGGCCAAACAUCUCCAUGCCAAAUGUAGAUUUUAAACUGAAAGGUCCCAAAGUCAAAGGAGACAUAAAAACACCUGAAGUUGACAUCGAAGCUCCAGCGGUUGAUAUUGAAGGACCAGAUCUUGACUUAGAUGGAGCCAAAGGAGGAUUUAAAAUGCCGAAAUUUAAAAUGCCAGGCUUUGGGUUGAAAGGUCCAAAUGUUGAAGGACCAGAAUUGGAUGUCAGCCUCCCAAAAGCUGAUAUUGAUGUCAAUGCCCCUCACUUGGACAUUAAAGGACCAGAUUUUGACAUUGAAGGUCCAGGUGGUAAAAUCAAAGGACCAACAUUCAAAAUGCCAAGCCUCUCAGGGCCAAACAUCUCCAUGCCAGAUGUAGAUUUUAAACUGAAAGGUCCCAAAGUCAAAGGAGACAUAAAAACACCUGAAAUUGACAUCAAAGCUCCAGCGGUUGAUAUUGAAGGACCAGAUCUCGACUUAGAUGGAGCCAAAGGAGGAUUUAAAAUGCCUAAAUUUAAAAUGCCAGGCUUUGGGUUGAAAGGUCCAAAUGUUGAAGGACCAGAAGUGGAUGUCAGCCUCCCAAAAGCUGAUAUUGAUGUCAAUGCCCCUCACUUGGACAUUACAGGACCAGAUUUGGACAUUGAAGGUCCAGGUGGUAAAAUCAAAGGACCAACAUUCAAAAUGCCAAGCCUCUCAGGGCCAAACAUCUCCAUGCCAGAUGUAGAUUUUAAACUGAAAGGUCCCAAAGUCAAAGGAGACAUAAAAACACCUGAAGUUGACAUCAAAGCUCCAGCGGUUGAUAUUGAAGGACCAGAUCUUGACUUAGAUGGAGCCAAAGGAGGAUUUAAAAUGCCUAAAUUUAAAAUGCCAGGCUUUGGGUUCAAAGGUCCAAAUGUUGAAGGACCAGAAGUGGAUGUCAGCCUCCCAAAAGCUGAUAUUGAUGUCAAUGCCCCUCACUUGGACAUUAAAGGACCAGAUUUGGACAUUGAAGGUCCAGGUGGUAAAAUCAAAGGACCAACAUUCAAAAUGCCAAGCCUCUCAGGGCCAAACAUCUCCAUGCCAGAUGUAGAUUUUAAACUGAAAGGUCCCAAAGUCAAAGGAGACAUAAAAACACCUGAAGUUGACAUCAAAGCUCCAGCGGUUGAUAUUGAAGGACCAGAUCUUGACUUAGAUGGAGCCAAAGGAGGAUUUAAAAUGCCUAAAUUUAAAAUGCCAGGCUUUGGGUUGAAAGGUCCAAAUGUUGAAGGACCAGAAGUGGAUGUCAGCCUCCCAAAAGCUGAUAUUGAUGUCAAUGCCCCUCACUUGGACAUUACAGGACCAGAUUUUGACAUUGAAGGUCCAGGUGGUAAAAUCAAAGGACCAACAUUCAAAAUGCCAAGCCUCUCAGGGCCAAACAUCUCCAUGCCAGAUGUAGAUUUUAAACUGAAAGGUCCCAAAGUCAAGGGAGACAUAAAAACACCUGAAAUUGACAUCAAAGCUCCAGCGGUUGAUAUUGAAGGACCAGAUCUUGAUUUAGAUGGAGCCAAAGGAGGAUUUAAAAUGCCUAAAUUUAAAAUGCCAGGCUUUGGGUUGAAAGGUCCAAAUGUUGAAGGACCAGAAGUGGAUGUCAGCCUCCCAAAAGCUCAUAUUGAUGUCAAUGCCCCUCACUUGGACAUUACAGGACCAGAUUUGGACAUUGAAGGUCCAGGUGGUAAAAUCAAAGGACCAACAUUCAAAAUGCCAAGCCUCUCAGGGCCAAACAUCUCCAUGCCAAAUGUAGAUUUUAAACUGAAAGGUCCCAAAGUCAAAGGAGACAUAAAAACACCUGAAGUUGACAUCAAAGCUCCAGCGGUUGAUAUUGAAGGACCAGAUCUUGACUUAGAUGGCGUCAAAGGAGGAUUUAAAAUGCCUAAAUUUAAAAUGCCAGGCUUUGGGUUCAAAGGUCCAAAUGUUGAAGGACCAGAAGUGGAUGUCAGCCUCCCAAAAGCUGAUAUUGAUGUCAAUGCCCCCCACUUGGAUAUUAAAGGACCAGAUUUUGACAUUGAAGGUCCAGGUGGUAAAAUCAAAGGACCAACAUUCAAAAUGCCAAGCCUUUCAGGACCGAACAUCUCCAUGCCAGACGUUGAUUUUAACCUGAGAGGCCCCAAACUCAAAGGCGAUGUGGACAUGUCAAUACCAAAGAUAAAAGGAGACAUCAAAACACCUGAAGUUGGCAUCAAAGCUCCAAACAUAAAGGGCGAUUUGGAUUUGUCAGUUCCAAGGAUUAAAGGGAACAUAAAAGCUCCCAAGAUGGAUAUAGAAGGACCAGAUGUUGACAUGGAUGGCGUUAAAGGAGGAAUUAAAAUGCCUAAAUUUAAAAUGCCAGGCUUUGGGUUCAAAGGUCCAAAUGUUGAAGGACCAGAAGUGGAUGUCAGCCUCCCAAAAGCUGAUAUUGAUGUCAAUGCCCCCCACUUGGAUAUUAAAGGACCAGAUUUUGACAUUGAAGGUCCAGGUGGUAAAAUCAAAGGACCAACAUUCAAAAUGCCAAGCCUUUCAGGGCCAAACAUCUCCAUGCCAAAUGUAGAUUUUAAACUGAAAGGUCCCAAAGUCAAAGGAGACAUACAAAAACCUGAAGUUGAAAUUGAAGGUCCAGCGGUUGAUAUUGAAGGACCAGAUGUUGACUUAGAUGGCGUCAAAGGAGGAUUUAAAAUGCCUAAAUUUAAAAUGCCAGGCUUUGGGUUCAAAGGUCCAAAUGUUGAAGGACCAGAAGUUGAUGUCAGCCUCCCAAAAGCUGAUAUUGAUGUUAAUGCCCCUCACUUGGAUAUUAAAGGACCAGAUUUGGACAUUGAAGGCCCAGGUGGUAAAAUCAAAGGACCAACAUUCAAAAUGCCGAGCCUCUCAGGGCCGAACAUCUCAAUGCCAGACAUUGAUUUUAACCUGAGAGGCCCCAAAGUGAAAGGAGAGAUACAAAGAUCUGAAGUUGAAAUUGAAGGUCCAGAAGUUGAUAUUGAAGGGCCGAAGAGUGGCUUUAAAAUGCCCAACAUCAAAAUGCCAUCGUGGAACAUCAAAGGUCCCAAAUUUGAAGGUCCAGAAGUUGACAUGAACCUUCCUGAAGCAAACAUUGCCGUUAAAACACCUGAUGUUGACAUUAAAGGGCCAAACAUAAAGGGAGAUUUGGAUGUGUCAUGUCCAAAGAUCGAGGGUAAAAUAAAAACUCCCAAGAUGGACAUUGAAGGACCAGAUGUUGACUUUGAUGGCAUCAAAGGAGGAUUUAAAAUGCCUAAAUUUAAAAUGCCAGGCUUUGGGCUGAAAGGUCCAAAUGUUGAAGGACCAGAAGUGGAUGUCAGCCUCCCAAAAGCUGAUAUUGAUGUCAAUGCCCCUCACUUGGAUGUUACAGGACCAGAUUUUGACAUUGAAAGUCCGAGUGGUAAAUUCAAAGGACCAACAUUCAAAUUACCAAGCAUUUCAGGGCCAAAUCUUUCCAUGCCAGAUUUUAACCUGAAAGGUCCCAAAGUCAAAGGAGACAUACAAAAACCUGAAUUUGAAAUCCAAGCUCCAGAAUUUGAUAUUGAAGGGCAAAAGAGUGGCUUUAAAAUGCCUAACAUCAAAAUGCCAUCAUGGAACAUCAAAGGUCCCAAAUUUGAAGGUCCAGAAGUUGACAUGAACCUUCCUGAAGCAAACAUUGAUGUUAAAACACCUGGUGUUGACAUUAAAGGGCCAAACAUAAAGGGAGAUUUGGAUGUGUCAUGUCCAAAGAUCGAGGGUAAAAUAAAAUCUCCCAAGAUGGAUAUAGAAGGACCAGAUUUUGACUUUGAUGGCGUUAAAGGAGGAUUUAAAAUGCCUAAAUUUAAAAUGCCAGGCUUUGGGUUGAAAGGUCCAAAUGUUGAAGGACCAGAAGUUGAUGUCAGCCUCCCAAAAGCUGAUAUUGAUGUCAAUGCCCCUCACUUGGAUGUUAAAGGACCAGAUUUUGACAUUGAAAGUCCAAGUGGUAAAAUCAAAGGUCACAAAUUCAAAAUGCCAAACAUUUCAGGGCCAAAUCUUUCCAUGCCAGAUGUAGAUUUUAACCUGAAAGGUCCCAAAGUCAAAGGAGACAUACAAAAACCUGAAUUUGAAAUCCAAGCUCCAGAAGUGGAUAUUGAAGGGCACAAGAGUGGCUUUAAAAUGCCUAACAUCAAAAUGCCAUCAUGGAACAUUAAAGGUCCCAAAUUUGAAGGCCCAGAAGUUGACAUGAACCUUCCUGAAGCAAACAUUGAUGUUAAAAUACCUGAUGUUGACAUUAAAGGGCCAAACAUAAAGGGAGAUUUGGAUGUGUCCUGUCCAAAAAUCGAGGGUAAAAUAAAAACUCCGAAGAUGCCUAAAUUCAAAAUGCCAGGCUUUGGGCUGAAAGGUCCAAAUGUUGAAGGACCAGAAGUGGAUGUCAGCCUCCCAAAAGCUGAUAUUGAUGUCAAUGCCCCUCACUUGGAUGUUAAAGGACCAGAUUUUGACAUUGAAGGUCCAGGUGGUAAAAUCAAAGGACCAACAUUCAAAAUGCCAACCCUUUCAGGACCGAACAUCUCCAUGCCAGACGUUGAUUUUAACCUGAGAGGCCCCAAACUCAAAGGCGAUGUAGACUUGUCAAUGCCAAAGAUAAAAGGAGACAUCAAAACACCUGAAGUUGACAUCAAAGCUCCAAACAUAAAGGGUGAUUUGGAUUUGUCAGUUCCAAAGAUUAAGGGGAACAAAAAAGCUCCCAAGUUGGAUAUCGAAGGACCAGAUGUUGACAUUGAUGGCCACAAAGGAAGAUUUAAAAUGCCUAAAUUCAAAAUGCCAACCUUUGGAGGGAAAGGUCCCAAUGUUGAAAUGCCAGAAGUUGAUGUCAGCAUUCCAAAAGCUGAUAUUGAUGUUAAUGCCCCUCACUUGGAUAUCAAAGGACCAGAUUUGGACAUUGAAGGUCCAAGUGGUAAAAUCAAAGGUCACACAUUCAAAAUGCCAAGCUUUUCAGGGCCGAAAAUCUCCAUGCCAGAUGUAGAUUUUAACCUGAAAGGCCCCAAACUCAAAGGCGAUGUAGACAUGUCAAUGCCAAAGACACAAGGAGACAUAAAAACACCUGAAGGUGAAAUCAAAGCUCCAGAGGUUGAUAUUGAAGGGUCAAAGAGCGGCUUUAAAAUGCCUAACAUCAAAAUGCCAUCAUGGAACCUCAAAGGCCCCAACAUUGAAGGUCCAAACGUUGACAUGAACCUUCCUGCAGGGAACAUUGAUUUUAAAACACCUGAUGUUGACAUUAAAGGGCCAAACAUAAAGGGAGGUUUGGAUGUGUCAAGUCCAACAUUUGAGGGUAACAUAAAAGCUCCCAAGAUAGAUAUUGAAGGACCAGAUGUUGACUUUGAUGGCGUUAAAGGAGGAAUUAAAAUGCCUAAAUUUAAAAUGCCAGGCUUUGGGUUCAAAGGUCCAAAUGUUGAAGGACCAGAAGUGGAUGUCAGCCUCCCAAAAGCUGAUAUUGAUGUUAAUGCCCCACACUUGGAUAUCAAAGGUCCAGAUUUGGACAUUGAAGGUCCAGGUGGUAAAAUUAAAGGUCACACAUUCAAAAUGCCAAGCCUUUCAGGACCGAACAUCUCCAUGCCAGACGUGGAUUUUAACCUGAGAGGCCCCAGACUCAAAGGCGAUGUGGACAUGUCAAUGCCAAAGAUAAAAGGAGACAUCAAAACACCUGAAGUUGACAUCAAAGCUCCAAACAUAAAGGGCGAUUUGGAUUUAUCAGUUCCAAAGAUUAAAGGGAACAUAAAAGCUCCCAAGAUGGAUAUCGAAGGACCAGAUGUUGACUUUGAUGGCGUUAAAGGAGGAAUUAAAAUGCCUAAAUUUAAAAUGCCAGGCUUUGGGUUCAAAGGUCCAAAUGUUGAAGGACCAGAAGUGGAUGUCAGCCUCCCAAAAGCUGAUAUUGAUGUUAAUGCCCCUCACUUGGACAUUAAAGGACCAGAUUUUGACAUUGAAAGUCCAAGUGGUAAAAUCAAAGGUCACAAAUUCAAAAUGCCAAACAUUUCAGGGCCAAAUCUUUCCAUGCCAGAUGUAGAUUUUAACUUGAAAGGUCCCAAAGUCAAAGGAGACAUACAAAAACCUGAAUUUGAAAUCCAAGCUCCAGAAGUUGAUAUUGAAGGGCACAAGAGUGGCUUUAAAAUGCCUAACAUUAAAAUGCCAUCAUGGAACAUUAAAGGUCCCAAAUUUGAAGGCCCAGAAGUUGACAUGAACCUUCCUGAAGCAAACAUUGAUGUUAAAAUACCUGAUGUUGACAUUAAAGGGCCAAACAUAAAGGGAGAUUUCGAUGUGUCAACUCCAAAGUUUGAGGGUAACAUAAAAGCUCCUAAGAUGGAUAUAGAAGGACCAGAUGUUGACUUUGAUGGUGUUAAAGGAGGAAUUAAAAUGCCUAAAUUUAAAAUGCCAGGCUUUGGGUUCAAAGGUCCAAAUGUUGAAGGACCAGAAGUUGAUGUCAGCCUCCCAAAAGCUGAUAUUGAUGUUAAUGCCCCCAACUUGGAUAUUAAAGGACCAGAUUUUGACAUUGAAGGGCCAAAGAGUGGCUUUAAAAUGCCUAACAUCAAAAUGCCAUCAUGGAACAUCAAAGGUCCAAAAUUUGAAGGUACAGAAGUUGACAUGAACCUUCCUGAAGCAAACAUUGAUGUUAAAACACCUGAUCUUGAGAUUAAAGGGCCAAACAUAAAGGGAGGUUUGGAUGUGUCAACUCCAAAGUUUGAGGGUAACAUAAAAGCUCCCAAGAUGGAUAUAGAAGGACCAGAUCUUGACUUUGAUGGCGUUAAAGGAGGAAUUAAAAUGCCUAAAUUUAAAAUGCCAGGCUUUGGGUUCAAAGGUCCAAAUGUUGAAGGACCAGAAGGGGAUGUCAGCCUCCCAAAAGUUGACAUUGAUUGUAAUGCCCCUCGCUUGGAUAUUACGGGACCAGAUUUGGAUAUUGAAGGUCCAGGUGGUAAAAUCAAAGGUCACACAUUCAAAAUGCCAAGCCUUUCAGGACCAAAUCUCUCCAUGCCAGAUGUUGAUUUUAACCUGAGAGGCCCCAAACUCAAAGGCGAUGUGGACAUGUCAAUGCCAAAGAUAAAAGGAGACAUCAAAACACCUGAAGUUGAUAUCAAAGCUCCAAAAAUAAAGGGCGACUUGGAUUUGUCAGUUCCAAAGAUUAAAGGGAACAUAAAAGCUCCCAAGAUGGAUAUCGAAGGACCAGAUUUUGACUUCGAUGGCGUUAAAGGAGGAAUUAAAAUGCCUAAAAUCAGAAUGCCAUCAUUUGGCCUCGAAGGUCCAAAAAUUGAGGGUCCAGACAUUGAUGUUAAAGCACCUGAACUUGACCUCAAUCUGAAAGGUCCCACAAUCAAAGGUGAUGUGGGAGUAUCAGUGCCAAAGAUAAAGGGAGACUUAGAAAAACCUGCUGUUGACAUCAAAGGUCCAGAGGUCGACUUUAAAGUUCCUAAGGGGGGAUUUACAAUGCCUAAAAUGACCAUGCCAUCACUUAACAUUAAAGAUCCAAAGGUUGAGGGUUCAGCUGUCAACAUAAACAUUCCCAAAGGAAACAUUGAUGUUAAAGCUCCUGAUGUUGAUGUCAAAGUGAAAGGUUCAAAAGUAAAAGGAAAGAUGGAUGCAUCUAUGCCCAAAUUGGAUUCCGAUAUCAAAGGUCCAAAUGUUAACAUUGCAGUUCCAACUAUCACUAUGGAAGGUGUGUCUAUUGAUUCUGAAAAGACAGGUAUUACAUUCCCCAAGUUCAAAGGUCCUAAGUUUGGAAUGAAAUCCCCAGAAGUGGAGGGAAAAACUCCCACGUACAGUGUGGAAGCAAAAGGUUCCAAAACCAAAGUAAGUCUGCCAGGAAUUGACACAGGUAGUGUUGAUGCCCCUGACAUCAACUUGAAGGGGAAAAAGGGGAAAUUCAAACUUCCAAAAGUGAAAGGAAAGGUAAAGAAACCUGAUGUUGAUAUAGAAACGCCUGCAGUAGACGUUGAUGUAGACACACCCAAUAUUCAUGUCAAGGGAACAAAGGUAAAGAAGUCACGUUUUGGCAAGCUUCAUUUUCCUGAUGUGGAAUUAGAUAUCAAAUCUCCAAAAUUGAAAGGUGAUGGUGACAUUGAUUUUCCAGCUGCUAGCUUGAACACUGGUAUUGAAGGUGCUGGUAUUGACAGUCCAAAUAUUCAUUUUGGAGGGACAGAUAGGAAAUUAAAUGUCGAUACAAAUCUGAACAGAGAAGCAACUAUGUCUGUAGGUUUUAGAGAACUGAACAAAAAUGUGAGCUCCGGUGCAGAGUUUGAUGCAAGUGCUUCAGGGUACAGUGGAAGUGGUGGCCUUCAUUACCCGGAAGGUACUGUAACAUUUCCCAAAUUCAAGGUACCAAAAUUUGGUAUUGUUCAGCCUCAGGUGGAAGGCCAGGGAGGUGAAGGAAAUGAUGACUUAGCUAAUAGAGGCAUAAACAUACAGUCUCCAACUUUAAGUUGCCAAGUCAGUUCACCAAAUAUUGAGGUUCCCAGUCCAGAACUAAGGCAAAGAGAAGGCAAAAUAAGGGUAAAGAUGCCAACAUUGUUUGGCAAAUCUAAAGCAAAGGGUAGUAGUGCAGGUGACCUUCGAGGAUCAGAGGUAGAGUUGAAUACAAGUGGAAAAGGUGGUAAGGUACAUACUGGGGGACUGAAAGGUGGAACAUUUGAAUUAGAGGGUGAUCCUGGGCUCAGUGUGUCAGCUAAAGGAAAGUCAGCCUCACUAGAUCUAUUUAAGAAAUCAAGGCAUCGAUCUUCUUCUCUGAGUGAUGAGGGGGGGCUUGAUGAAAGUUCUCAGUCAGCUCACUUAGAAGCUGAGGGUGGCGACAUUUCAUUAGACCUAGGAGGAAGCAAGGUCAAAGGAAAGAAAGGCAAGUUGAAGUUUGGCACCUUUGCAGGUUUUGGUUCAAAGUCAAAGGGCUCAUAUGAAGUGUCACUUGGUGGGGAGGGUGAAGGAGGUGCAGGUGUUUCUCUACCCUCUAAGACAACAAGAUUGUCUUCAUCCUCCAGCAGUGACAGUGGUUCGAGAGGUGGUUUCAGGUUCCCGAGACUUGAACUCUCUGUUUCACCCAAAAAAUGAUGAAAGAAUAAAAAAUUAGAUGAAUUAAACUCUGUCAUGUACACCCAAGUAGACUCACCUAACAUGGAGAUUUUUUCUGAAGAUUUUAAGAAUCUAAGGGGACGUACACAGUCAUCUCAAUUAUGGUUAACUAUUAGUAGUUUUUUGUUUUUUAUUAUGAGUGCAUGAGAUUGUUUAAAAUCCCUUAUCAUUGUAAAUAAGAUUAAAUGUAUUGUGAUAAUACUUCUUUUUUGUACAUAGUCCAGAUUUAUUGAACAUAUGCCAUAUCACCAAAUUUUCACAAGUAGUUUUAGUUUUAUCGGGUGUUCAUUUGUCCUAUUGCAUAAAUGAAUGGUAUUCAUGAAUGGGUGUGGAAUAUUUGUAUCCAGGGUUCUAUUGCACAGAACAUAUAAUUACGAUUGUUAUUUUGAAGGAAAAUGUUGUUUAUACACAAAGACACAAAUGCAGUAAGUAAAUACAGUUACCAGUUUUUUUGUGUUUUAAAUGAUUUAAUUUUCAAGCUUUUGUUAUUAUAUCAUCAGUGCAAAGGCUAUUUAGGAAACAUCAACCUGCAUCUUUCUAACACAGUCCAAAGAAUAAUGGUGUUGUAUAUACCUUAAUUAUAGAGACAAUUGAUGUUUGAAACCUACCAAUUCUCUGAAAUGCUGUCAGUACUUUACUGUUCAUUUUGAAAUAAACGUUUUCCACUCUCUGAAUCUGUGCCAUUUAAACAAUAUGCAAUGUUUUAAACAUAUUUGCUUCCUAUUCUUGUGUCAUUUUCAUUCUGACCUGUUUUAUUAUCAUCUGUAUUUUUUUUCUGUCACUCUCUUUGUACACAAACCUAAUGAUUAUGUAAUAAAAUGUCACAAAUAAACUCACUUUUUGAUUGCAAACAGAA